Adineta ricciae is the source of this 2094-nucleotide messenger RNA. The record is from the annotation of a GenBank genome assembly. Lineage: Eukaryota; Metazoa; Rotifera; Eurotatoria; Adinetida; Adinetidae.
AUGUUAUCUAAGAUGAAAACAGUAUGGAGAUUAAAAUUGACGAAACAUUCACUAAAUAAACAAAAGCGAUUGAAUAAUGCAUUGUUUGAUGAAUCGAUUGAUGACAAUCAACAACAACGAAGAGAUGACAAUGAAGAAGAUAUUACAUUGAUUUGGUUGAAUAAAACUGAAAAUAGUCCAUCAACUGUCACAUCACUCCGCAAUGUUAUUGAUUAUCUUCAAAUCUUCGACAAUGAAAACGAUGCUUUGUCCUAUAUCGAAUCGAUUGUAGAUGAAAAAAUUAUCCUUAUAACUGACGAUGUAUCUGAUUAUCUUCUCGCAAGACUGGAAUCAUUCAAACAAAUUCAUUCGAUUUUUCUUUAUACUCCGAAUUUACCGGUGGAUUUACCCUCUAAAGUAACAGCUUGUUGUCUAACCGAAGAACAAUUAAUCGAUAAAAUAGCUCGUAGUUGUAAACAGUUGAGCGAUCAACUAGUGGUGUUCUCGAUUUACAAUCAUCAAAAGAAAGAAAAAAGUGAUUUAACUCGUGAAGCUGGUUCGUUCUUAUUUUUUCAAUUAUUCAAAGCAGCAUUUACAAUACUUCCGAAAACAUCCGAAUCGAAAAGAUUACUCACGAAAAAAUGUCGUCAAUAUUAUGCUGGAAACGCGAAAGUUCUUGAAGAGAUAAGAGAUUUUGAAAUAAAUUAUAAACCACGCGAAGCAUUAGAAUGGUUUAUGAAGAAAUCGUUUAUCUAUCGUUUAGUCAACAAAGCACUCCGAACGGAAAAUAUCAAUUCAUUGUGUUUGUUACAUUUUUAUAUCGCUGAUUUAUCAAAACAAUUGGAAAACGAAUUUUCUAAGUUUAAGAAACAAAACUCCGAUUCUUUUCUAAAAUGUUAUCGAACUUUUCAAUUUUCAUCUUGCGAUAUUCAAUAUUUUCAAUAUAAUAUUGGAAAUUUGAUUUUAACAAACGGUUAUCUUUCAGCAACACGUAAUCGACAACUGGCUGGUGAAGAGAAAGUCUUAUUCGAAUAUACAAUUGAUUUAAACGAAGUGAAGUCGAUUGUAUUCGCUAAUAUAACAGAAAAUGAAAUACUUUUCGAUAUUGGUACUGUUUUCAAGAUGAACUCGUGUACAUACAUUGAGAAAGAUCAAAUCUGGAUUGUAAACGUAAGUGCGACGGAUGAAGGUGUUAAUUUUGCAUCAGAAUAUAUUGAAUAUCAAAGAUUGAAAAUGACCAAUUCGAAUUUGAUAUUAAUGCUUGGUCAUUUAAUGAUCGAAACUGGUGAUUACAACAAAGCGGAAAAGUAUUUUCAAGCAAUCUUACAUUCAUCGAUUCCAAAUGACGAAGAAAUUUCGUGUAUCUAUUUUCAUCUAGGACGAAUCUAUCGAUUGCAAAGUGAUUAUACACAUGCAUUGGAAUAUCUCAAUCACGCAUAUGAAACACAUUCUCGAGCGAAACCAUUACGUUUAGCCAGUGCUGCGAAAGCACUGAAUGCGAUCGGAAUUCUUCAUCAAGAACAAAAUAAUUCUCAAGAAGCAAUUGAAUCAUUUGAAAAUGCUUUAAAAAUCUAUGGGAAAACCAUUCAAGGAUCUCAUCCUGACGUGGCUGGAACAUUGAUCAAUCUUGGUAAUACUUACUGUCAACAGGAACGAUUCUCUGAUGCACUUUCAUGUUUUAAUCGUGCACAAACUAUCUAUGAUUCUAAUUUACCAACGAAUCAUCCAAAUGUUGCAAUGUUAUGGAAUAAUUUGGGAAAUUUCUACUAUCAGCAAUCGCAAUUACAUCCAGCUUUAGAUGCCUAUCAGCGAGCAUUAGCGAUCUAUGAGAAACUUCUUCCUCCGAAUCAUCCCGAUAUUUUACGAAAUCAAAAUAACGUAUCGAAAGUGAAAUCAAUGUUUGGUGAUCAAUAUCAAUCGACUUUGGAAUGGAAAUACGGAGUGAAGAAUACUCUCACAUUACCAGAGGAAGCUAUUCUUACAUUUUUUUUCAACUGUCCUCGGAUUCAAUCCUAUCGUAUUCUCAAUCAAGCUACUAAAUACGCAAAUGGGUGGACUUUGGAAAACAAACAAACACGUGUAAUUUAUACAUACGCGAAAUUCGUUUUUCGUUGA